Plectropomus leopardus (leopard coralgrouper) is the source of this 1116-nucleotide messenger RNA. It is a transcript of the gene emx1, whose product is annotated as empty spiracles homeobox 1. The record is from RefSeq and is a predicted model, not a curated record. Gene Ontology annotation, biological process: brain development; central nervous system development; neuron differentiation. Gene Ontology annotation, cellular component: nucleus. NCBI's taxonomy places the organism in Eukaryota, Metazoa, Chordata, Actinopteri, Perciformes, Serranidae. Gene Ontology annotation, molecular function: RNA polymerase II cis-regulatory region sequence-specific DNA binding; DNA-binding transcription factor activity, RNA polymerase II-specific.
AUGAUGUUUUCGUCUGCAGGAAAGCGCUGCUUCACGAUAGAGUCUCUGGUCGCUAAAGAGAACCCACUAAUCGCGGAGGACCCCAUCCGCCCGACGGCUUUAAGUUACUCCAACCCGACGACAGAUGCCUUAAUGAACAGUUACCAGGCUCCUCCGGCCCGGCCCCUGUACCAGAGCCCAGACCUGGUGUUCCCGGAGACGGUAAACCAUCCCUCCCUCACCGUGGCCCCUCACCAGCUCGGAGGAUCCCACCUGCAGCAUCCGCACUUCUUCGGGACGCAACACCGAGAUCCCCUAAACUUCUACCCCUGGGUGCUACGGAACAGGUUUUUCGGACACAGAUUUCAAGGUAACGACGUGUCCCAGGACAGCCUGCUCCUCCACGGUCCUUUCGCCAGGAAACCCAAACGCAUCCGGACGGCCUUUUCUCCGUCUCAGCUGCUCCGUCUGGAGAGAGCCUUCGAGAAAAAUCACUACGUGGUCGGAGCCGAGAGGAAGCAGCUAGCUAACAGCCUCAGUUUAUCUGAAACACAGGUGAAGGUGUGGUUCCAGAACAGACGGACCAAGUACAAGCGGCAGAAGCUGGAGGAGGAGGGACCAGAGAGCCAGCAGAAGAAGAAGGGGAACCACCACAUCAACAGAUGGCGCAUCGCCACCAAGCAGCCCAGCUCCGAGGACAUAGACGUGACUUCAGAGGACUAAAACCGCGGCGCGACGUCCGACUAUGCUGCCCUAAAACCCUGCGUCCCCUUCAGACGCACCAGAGGACCAACACUAUUUAUUAUGUAAAAUUAUUAAGUAUAAUUAGACGCAUUAGAGGAAGGACUGAACAUGUGACCAUCUCGUCGUCGAGGUGCCGCACUCUUAUUUAAUGACAUCCACCCUGAAUGUCUCUGGACGAGGAGAUCCGUUCAUCAGCGAAUGAUCUUUGGUGUGACGACCAAAGACGAAGAAAAACAACGUCGACCUCUAUUAUAGUCUGUUCCGUUUUUUAAAUAUUGUACAUAGGCCACGUCUAAAUGUUGCUUUUGAGAGAGGCUUUUGGUUUCAUUAAAGCUGUUUUUACCACCUGCUGAGGUCAUUAACACCUCACUGCUCACCCCGCCCACUCCACCA